UUAUUUGAGAUGACUGCGCCCAUACAAUUUUAUUCACUUAUAUUUAAAUGAUCUAUAAAUUUAGGGCCAAUUUUCAUUCCUACACGUAAUAACAAGAAAGGUCAUACUUUAGUAUUUUGCUUUCUAAGUCAAAGGUCCGUAGUUUCAGUGGAACUAUCCGGAAUGAAGUCUAAUGUUAACUGAAUGAAGUCUAAUGUCAAAGUGGAUAUAAGUACUUAUAAUUCGACACAUUAUGUUCUUUAUUGUCAACGUGUUCUUAUAGUGGAAGGUUGUGAGUGAUGUUUGGACAAUUAUGUUGGUAUAUUUCCAGCUGCACUGUGAUUGAACUGGUUGAGGGCUAAUUACUGAUUGAUGAAUCACACAGCCGUUAUAACCCGGACGUUGGGGCAUCAGUGAUAUCAGAACGACGUUGUCAUCCACAGGAGACAGACGUUAAGCAGCAGCCAUGAUGAAGGUGAUCCUAUGCGUACUGUUGAUUGCUGGUCUGUCUGGCGUACUGGCCGACCCCGUCAUCAAGAAGAGGGCGGGCCAGCAGAGCCACUGCUACACCAGUGAAGGUGUCUUCAGCCAUGGGCAGGUGUUCAACACCGCCAGAUACCCCUGCCUCAAGUACAGGUGCGAGUUUGGCAUGGCGAGAGUAUAUGAAAUAGGAUGCCCUCACGAUGGUUCGUGCCACCGUAUUGGAAGCACGUGGUCCGCCAGUGACUGCCACACCUACACCUGCAACAAACGGUCAUACACCUCGUACGACAUUCAGAGACUGCGGUCAGGGUGCCGCGAUGCGAGUGGUAGAUGCCGCCGCCCCGGAGAACGAUUCCCCUACCACGUCCACGGCCACAUCUACCAAGACUGCACCUGCACCACCACUCCAACUGCCAUCAGCUACAGCUGCAACAACUCACGCCGCGGUACCCAGUAGGACCGAAUCAAGGGCAGGCAGCAAUAGCAGGCAGAGGGAGGGGAGGGGAAAAUAGAGACUUACGGGAAAUAUUAGGGAGGGUUCUUUGGGGAAAGGGGUAGAUUGGUUUGCGGGGAACGUACGCCCGAGAGGAAUUUAGCGAUGUUGAUUCGGCUCUAGAGUAAUAUGCGACACAUUGAAGUGUAUGGGAAGAGGUGCAGAUUUCGGAAAAUGUCAAACCAUGCCAAACGAAAAUGAUGCAUGAAAUGCUAGAUGGCUGAUUUUCGGAUCCGAAAGUCAGCACCAACUAGCUGGAGCAUUUGUGAUCAACUCGUGUUAUUCCGGAGCAAGCCGAAUAGCGAGAUUUCUUGGAGGUUACCAUUCGUAACUACUCGCCUCUUUCUGCGACCCACGCCAUCCGGCUUAUCCGGAAUUACUUCAGUAGUAGGAAAAUGGCAGGUUACGGAAAGGGGCGACUGGUGACGAAUGCUAGAGAUGCGACGGUGACCUUGAAUUAGCAUACUUCUGGUAAGCGAGCAGACGACUGAAAGAGGGCGUCAGGGUUUGGAAGGUGGAAACGUAAUAAUGAAAAACAAUGAAUAGAAUAACUUAACAUGACCCAGUCCGGUGAAUGAAGGUAAUCCACCUUGGCUACAUAUAUAUAAUAUACCAAAAUUGCUUGAUGAUCAUUCAGUUUCCUGUUUCUAUGCUGUCUGUUUUCCCGACUGCCAAACUGUAAUAAAUACAUUCCUUUA
Molecule: messenger RNA, 1653 nt
Organism: Haliotis rubra (blacklip abalone)
Lineage: Eukaryota; Metazoa; Mollusca; Gastropoda; Lepetellida; Haliotidae
Exons: 5
Coding region: 446-919 (157 amino acids)
Source: RefSeq, a predicted model, not a curated record